Symbiodinium sp. CCMP2456 is the source of this 1249-nucleotide messenger RNA. The record is from the annotation of a GenBank genome assembly. NCBI's taxonomy places the organism in Eukaryota, Dinophyceae, Suessiales, Symbiodiniaceae.
GCUACCACCGCCGACGCAGUGGAGACGCAGGGAUUGGAUUCUUCUGGCUUCAUGCACCUACACCUAUACCAGCAGUGCGACGCCAUACUUCUCCUCGGAGGUAUGGGCGUGGAGCAGUGCGGAAGGCCCGGGCACAGAGAGAUCGACUCGCACGACUGGCAGCACAAGAGGCCGUUGCCGCCGGCUUUCCAGCACGGAACUCUCUUGAUGGCUUCAUGCUGGAGUGAGCGCUACAGGCUGCUGCGACAGAACCGUCUUUCCGACACGGAACGAUUGCAGUGUGUCAACGGCGAUUGGUACAACAGCCUUGGGAAGCCAGGGCUCAACGGUCUGGCUUGCGAAGCAUGCAUGCAGGUCGGAGCUCGAGGUUACGCGGCCUACGACGAGCGGAACGAGCAGGAGCUCUACUUCUUCAACCGUAUGGCCCUGAGCAUCUACACCGAGCUUGGCAUGGUCAAGGAGCUGGAUGUGCAUGCCAAGCAGAAGUACUGCCUGCAGCCAUCCGAUGACGGGAACAUGACGGUCCAAGCAAGCAGUGCUUGCCCCGCCCGUCUGGUGUCGCAGGUCACCGGCUGGGCCGGCCCCCAAGCCCGCCUCUUCAAGCUUCUGGCUGUCACAGAGGACGCCGAGCAGUGCUUGAGCACGAAGGGUGAUACCUCGGGGCUGAUGCACACGAACUGCAAUGCGACGGAUGCUGCACAGCACCUGGAGCCCGCAGAGCUGCCCACCGACAUGUGGGACCUCCACAUCGAGGCGGACGAGCGCACACAGGAUCUCCACAAGCCCUUCUCCUCCUACUGCGGCACCAGCGGAGCGCUGAGCAGUUUGGACUUCGGCCAGCUGUUUGCAGGUGACACAGGAACGAGCCAGACAACCUGCAAGUUCGCGCCGUUGAUUCAGUUCGGUGAGUUCGUGGAUACUGGCAUUGUGCGAUCGAAGACCACCACCAACUGGCAUGAUUGGCACCACCUGCUCGCAGAGAACUACGUUGAAUGCGCAUCGGGUGAAGCCUUGACGGCCUUCAAGUUGGAUGCUGCCAAGAAUAUCUACAAAUACGAGUGCAGCAAGAUUGGUGGCUUGGGCGCCUGCUUCGAUUACUACAGCGCCCAGGUCGAGAUCCCGAGCUUCGGCCAAUCGAUCAACCACUGGGCGAAGCCGAUCCGGAUGAUGCCGGUGAGCUGUGGGCAGAAUGCCGUGCUGGGCAGCUUCCAUUUCGAGUUCUCAGAGGGUGGGAAGUGGGGUCGCGUGC